AUUUUGUAGAAUUAGAAUUCUACUUAAUCAUGUCAUAAUUUCACAAGAUUCCAAACUCACGUGAGCAAUUAAACUAACAUGAGUCCAACAAAAAAAAUAAAAAGGGCAAUUUAAUCCACCGGCCCAAAUCAUCGUUUUCUCCCACUCUUCUUUGAUCAUUCACCCUUCUUCAACCUUCUCAAUUCCCAAAAAAUUUCACCCAAAUAAAAAACAAAGACAUAAUUUUUCUGAGAAAAAUUCCAGAAAAAAUUCCUGAUUUGAUUGAGAAAAGUAGUAGCAGACAUGGGUGUGGAUUACUACAAAGUUCUUCAAGUUGAUAGAAGCGCUAAAGACGAUGAUCUCAAGAAAGCUUAUCGUAAAUUGGCUAUGAAAUGGCACCCAGACAAAAACCCUAAUAAUAAGAAAGAUGCUGAAGCCAAAUUCAAACAAAUCUCCGAAGCUUAUGAUGUUUUGAGCGACCCCCAGAAGCGAGCUGUGUAUGAUCAAUAUGGUGAAGAGGGGUUGAAAGGGAAUGUGCCACCUCCAGGAUCUAGUGGGUUUCCUGGUGGUUCAGAUGGAGGAAGUGGGUAUAGUUCGUUUCGAUUUAAUACUCGAAGUCCUGAUGAUAUUUUCUCCGAAUUUUUCGGGUUUUCGAGCCCGUUUGGUGUGGGAGAUAUGGGGGGAUCUCGUGGUGGUGUUGGGGGUUCAUCUGCAUUUGGGAGAGGAGGUUUUGAGGAUAUUUUUUCGCAGUUUAGUCGUGGUGCUGGUGGCGGUGGCGAGCCCUCGGGUAUGCCUUCUAUGCCCCGAAAGGCGGCAGCUAUUGAGCGCACAUUGCAAUGUAGCUUGGAGGAUUUGUACAAGGGGACUACUAAGAAGAUGAAGAUUUCGAGGGAUGUUGUCGAUUAUUCAGGGAGGCCGUCCACACUGGAGGAGAUCCUCACCAUUGAGAUCAAACCGGGAUGGAAGAAGGGUACAAAGAUCACUUUUCCAGAAAAAGGAAACGAGCAGCGGAACGUUAUACCUUCAGAUCUAAUUUUCAUCAUUGAUGAGAAGCCUCACAGCGUUUAUAAGAGGGAUGGUAAUGAUCUUGUUAUUACUCAAAAAAUCUCCCUAGUUGAAGCCCUGACUGGCUUUAAUGCACAAAUAACAACACUUGAUGGACGUACUUUAACAGUACCCAUCAACUCUGUUAUUAGCCCUUCAUAUGAAGAGGUGGUUAAAGGAGAGGGAAUGCCUAUCCCUAAGGAACCUUCUAAAAGAGGUAACUUGAGAAUAAAAUUUAACAUCAAGUUUCCAACAAGGCUUACUUCAGAGCAGAAGACUGGUAUCAAGCGGUUGUUAUCUUCAUAAAUGGUGGUCACGGCUUAAACUUUGUAAACAGCAAGGGCAUUGAUGAAGGAGAAUUCGAGUAAAUUUUCUUAAUUAGUGUUAAAGUAUGCUCAACCUAUAUUGUUGCAAAACCUGACAAUGUGUGGUUGCAGUGUUGCUCUAGCUGUCGGUGUGCUUGGACGUGCAGCCUACAUUGGUACUGGAUAGUGUAAUCUUGAGUUAGGUGUAUAUAGGAGUUUGCUUUUUUAUUUUUGUUGUUUGAGUUUUAUUUUUUAAUUUAAUUUUAACAUGAAUGGCUGAAUGGUUUGGCUGUAACUGUAGUUAAAUCAGCUCAAUAAAGCAAUUUUUAUAACUAA
This is a messenger RNA of Chenopodium quinoa (quinoa), 1664 nucleotides long. RefSeq names its product dnaJ homolog subfamily B member 1-like. Gene Ontology annotation, molecular function: protein-folding chaperone binding. The transcript is spliced from 4 exons. Gene Ontology annotation, cellular component: cytosol. The coding region runs from base 283 to 1329 and encodes 348 amino acids. NCBI's taxonomy places the organism in Eukaryota, Viridiplantae, Streptophyta, Magnoliopsida, Caryophyllales, Amaranthaceae. The record is from RefSeq and is a predicted model, not a curated record.